Prorocentrum cordatum is the source of this 906-nucleotide messenger RNA. NCBI's taxonomy places the organism in Eukaryota, Dinophyceae, Prorocentrales, Prorocentraceae. The record is from the annotation of a GenBank genome assembly.
AUGUGGAGCACUCUUCUCACUUGUGUACUGUACAACCCACUUCAUAUCGUGGAUGCGUGGAGGGCGAGGGCAGAGGAUCUUGCGGCGAGCCUCUCGUUCGCUGACAUCAUCGUGUGCCCAGCAACCACGCAGCGGCAGAGGCUGAAGCAAGCACCGACCACGCUCCACACUCGCACGCAUACCGUGUAUCAGUUCGGGUGGGAGCGAGGGCGACACAACAACAAGAUUGCUGGCUGUGCGGUGUUUCUGAAGAGGGCGGUGAGGAAAACGCACGUAGUUGAGAUCGCUCACCCGCCCAGUGACUUGGCAGGACGAAGAGGGCUCAUUCACAUCCACUCGGGGCAAUUCGAUGUCACGGUGAUAGUGGCCUACUUCCCGCCAGUGUCGAACAUGAAGGCAGAUCACUGGCGGAGCGCGUGCAAGAGGCUUGCUUCCUGGGUCCACUCUGCCAUCCAGCAAGCCAAGCAGCGUCCGCUAGUGGUUGUGGGCCUUGACGCGAACUGCCAGUUCGGAAGGAGACGAAUUGGACAGGGGCUGGUCACGUCUACGCAAGAUGGGAGACAUGUGGGCCCGUACGCGACGGGGGACGAGAAUGAGGUGGCAGCAGAGAUCUGGCGCAUAUUGGAGAUGGAGUCUCGGAGCGCGCCAGACUACAUCCUGAUACCAGCUGCUGCCCUCACAGUGACCAAGCAGUGCCGAGUAGUGCGCAGGAGCAUGGAAGAGUUGCAGAUCAUCCUCGACUCGAGGCCCAAGGACCACGCGCCACUCUUGUGGCAGGCGCAGUGCCAGCUGCAGGAGCCGACGGACCAGGACAGCGGGGGAGGCGCAGCAUGGGAUCGAGAGUACUUGGCCAAGCUGCUGCUACACGAGGGGGAGGGCUGCACCAUCAUUGCUGAGUUAGAGCGG